AUGGAGCAUCGCCUUGUUCAGCGUGCAAACGCUUCUCCCAAUGCGAUUGCAGUUAUCGAUGGCAAUACCAGCAUUAGUUACCAAGAUCUCAUUGCACGAGCUGAUGUACUUGCUGAGAAAUUGCGUGGAAGGUCAAUCGAACUCGCGGAGCCCGUUUGUAUCUUACUUGACUCUGGUUAUCAACAGAUCAUCUCGCAAGUUGCUGUCCUCCGAGCUGGAGGGACCUGUGUCCCCGUUACUCCAUCCAUGCCUUCUCUCCGCCUGGUGGCCAUGCUACACGAUAUCAAGUCCCGUUUCGUUAUUACCAACGAAGCCCUCAUGGAUCAGGUGUCAGACUUCGAAGUUAUCCGAGUUGAAGAAGCAACUGUGGAGAAUAUCACUUUCAGCGAGACCAGCCCAAUUGAUGUACAGGCAGGAUGUCCGGAAACCCAUCGCAGCCACAUUAUCUUCACCUCUGGCUCCACGGGACAGCCGAAAGCCAUCCAGGUCCUGGCUUGCGGCAUUCUCCAUGUCUUAGCCUCUGAACCGGCUACACUGUUGGGCCCAACUGACCGUAUGGCUGGAUUCAUCAGCCCUGGAUUUGAUUUCGCCCUCUUUGAGGUCUGGGCGUCGCUACUUGCUGGGGCGACAGUCAUCCAAAUCCCUAAAGUGAUUGUCACAGAUCCAUUUGCUCUCAGUGACUUUCUGGAAAAUAGAAAGGUGACAGUGAUGAUUGUACCAACAGCCCUUUUCAAUGUCAUUGCCUUGAAUGCGCCCAACGCGUUUCGUGGUCUGCAGCACGUUCUUGUGGGAGGCGAGGCCGUGAAUGUCAAAGCAAUGAAGAAGGUCCUCAUCAACGGCCCACCAGCAAAUUUGUACAACGGAUACAACUAUAUUUGUGACAACAUGCCGGAUGAAACACAACAUCCUCGCAUCAGCAUCGGACGAGCAUUCGGAGAAUCCAAAGUUUAUCUGUUGGACGAACAGCUCAGGAAUAUCACCGGCGCACAUCAGACUGGGGAGUUAUGUGUUGUCGGACCCCAGCUGGCAGCAGGAUAUCUGAACCGACCCGAAGAGACCGAGAGGCAGUUUAUCUAUGUCAAUACCGCCACACUAGGAGAGGACGAGGGGUCAUCCAUCCGCCUGUACCGUACUGGGGACCUGGCACAAUGGAAAGACUCAUCUGGUACUUUGGAUUAUAUUGGCCGAGCAGACAAACAGGUCAAAUGCUCCGGACACCGAGUGGAAUUGGGCGAUAUCGAGCGGACGCUGGAGAGACACCCUCAAGUGGAAUCGUGUGUUGUUCUCCAACACAAGCAGGAGCACUCGGAAAAUCUGGCGGCCUAUGUGAUUCCAAUUGAAUGUGAAACGGAAGUUCAACUCUCCGGGAUUACCGAUUGGGCAAAGGAACAUCUGCCUUAUUACAUGGUCCCCAGCUCGAUCCAAAGUGUCCACGAAUUUCCGCUUUCGUCCAGUGGCAAGGUUGAUAGGAAUGUUCUGGUUCGCGAUUUACAAAACGCACCAAAGGCAGACGAACCUAAAGCCCAGCAAGCUCCAAAAAUGAAAAGCCAAGACGACUGGCUCCAAUUGCAUCUCCAAGAAUCGUUGAAUGUGUCACACGUCGAUCCCAAUAAGAAUAUAUUCGCUCUAGGAUUCACUUCGCUGCAGUCUGCCCAGCUAGUAGGGACGAUCAAGCACCACAGUGGAAAAGUUGUGACGCUGGCAAAACUGCAUGCAAGCCCUACCUUGGAGAGUCUUACAGCUCUCCUUCAAAGCUCCGACGAAGACAGCACUGAUGCUGCCCAGACAACGCGGUGGGCACAAGACUCCCAUCUAGCGGAUGAUCUAGUCGCUCCCCCAGAUUGGCAAUCUACCAAAGAGGGACACGUUUUCCUCACAGGAGCGACUGGGUUUGUCGGCGCAUACUUACUGCAUCAACUUCUGUCCAUGCCUAGUGUGAAGAAGGUUGCCUGUUUAGCCCGAAGCCGUGGCAAUCUCACGGCAAAUGAUCGCAUUCAGAAAGCGUUGGAGAAAUAUGACCUUUGGGAUGGCAGGCUGGAGAGCACCCAAAAGAUCAUCGCUCUUGAUGGAGACCUAACAGAUGCCACUCUAGGUCUAGGGGAGGAUAAGUUCAACUGGCUCAGCAACUGGGCGAGCGUAAUCUUCCACAUUGGUGCGCGAGUGAACUGGUGUGAACCUUACGAGACUCUUUACGAACCCAAUGUGGUUGGUACGCGGAAUAUCAUCCGACUCGCCACACUGGGCCGACGCAAGGCACUGCAUUAUGUCUCCUCGAUAGAUGCGUGGAAUGUAACUGGUCUUAUAAACAAGACGGAGCGAGUCUUCGAGGAUGCCCCGCUCAAACCACAUCUGGAAUCAUUGCCUUAUGACAUGGGAUAUUCGCAGAGUCAGUGGGUGGCAGAUGAGAUGGUCCAGAGGGCGCGGGACCUUGGCUUACCUGCGACCAUCUAUCGACCAGGAUUCGUGAUUGGGGACAGUCCACGGGGCUAUGGAAACGCAGAUGAUUUCUUUGCACGGCUGAUCGUGGGGUGCAUUCAGAGCGGCGGGUUCCCCCAUCUUCCUCAUCAGCGACUAGAGUAUGUGACGGUCGAAUUCGUCUGCUCGGCCAUUCUACAUAUCGCAUCAAAGUCUGAGAGUCUCGGUCGAUCAUUCCAUCUCGUCUCCCCGGAUGUGGCACAGUCGGUGAGUAUAGAGAAGACAUGCAGCCUGAUUAACCAAGCUGGAUAUCCAGUCAAGGAAGUUCCAUAUCAGGAAUGGAUUGACAUGAUUCAACACACUCCAGGGAAUCCAUUGGAAUCCAUGAUUCCCAUGCUGCAGGAACCAGUUUUGGGGGACUUGACUCGGAUGCAGACAAGUAUGUAUACUCCUGUCUAUGAGACCCAAAACACUGUCAAGGCUCUGGCAGAUCGGCCGGAUAUCAAAUAUGUUCCUUUGGAUCAUGAGCUAUUGCAACAGCACAUCGACUUUUGGUUGAGUAGGGGGUACUAUUCUCUCUAA
This is a messenger RNA of Penicillium verrucosum, 2997 nucleotides long. RefSeq names its product non-ribosomal peptide synthetase. Lineage: Eukaryota; Fungi; Ascomycota; Eurotiomycetes; Eurotiales; Aspergillaceae. The transcript has 2 exons. The record is from RefSeq and is a predicted model, not a curated record. Bases 1 to 2997 code for a protein of 998 amino acids.